This is a messenger RNA of Salvia miltiorrhiza (redroot sage), 1922 nucleotides long. RefSeq names its product pectinesterase-like. Gene Ontology annotation, molecular function: pectinesterase activity; pectinesterase inhibitor activity. The transcript has 3 exons. The record is from RefSeq and is a predicted model, not a curated record. Lineage: Eukaryota; Viridiplantae; Streptophyta; Magnoliopsida; Lamiales; Lamiaceae. The coding region runs from base 55 to 1683 and encodes 542 amino acids. Gene Ontology annotation, biological process: cell wall modification.
CUUGAAAAAACGCAACAAAAAUAAACUAGAUAAAUAAAAAAUUAAACAAUUUAGAUGGCCGUGAGAAGGUACAAUACGAGCGCGGCGGCGCUCCUCGUGGUGGCGUGCAUGGCCGUGGCCGUGACCGCUGCGGACGAGAAGCCGCAGCAAGGCGUGGUGGGCGAUCUGUGCGACGCGACGGGGAUGGGCGAGAACUGCAAGCAGGGCAACAUCUCGGAGGCGAAGGAUUUCAUAAGGGAGGCGUUCGACAAGGCGGUGGCGGAGCUGCAGAUCGCCAUAAAGAACACGACGAUGUAUAAGAAUUUGGAGAAGGACCCGAUGACGAAAGGGGCGCUGGACGUGUGCGAGCGCGUGCUGGCGGAUUCCAUCGAGGAAGUCCACACGUCAGUGGAGCAUAUCAGCCAGUAUGAGAUCGGCCAGAUGGAUCAUAUCCUCGAUGAGGUCAAGAUAUGGCUCAGCGCCGCCAUCACCUACAAGGACACCUGCUUCGAUGCAUUCGCCAAGACUAAAGGAGAGUCCGGGAAAGCGGUGAGGGAAAUGCUGAAAACCAGCGGCGAGUUGCUGAGCAAGGGUUUGGGAUUGGUGAUCGAAUUCCAGAAGAAUUUCCAGUCCAUCAAGAAGGAUUUGGGCGAACUGGUGAACAGCAUCAAGGCCCCGCGGCAGCUCCUGGAUGCCGGCGUUCCUGAUUUCGUGAAAGGUCACGCGAGGAAGCUCGUCGAAAACCCUAAGAUCUCGUUGAAGCCGAACGUGGUGGUGGCGCAAGACGGCAGCGGCCAGUUCAAGACCAUCACCGAGGCCGUGAAGACGGUGCCGCCCAAGAACAAAACGCCGUAUGUGAUAUUCGUGAAGGCCGGCGUGUACAAGGAGUACGUUGAGAUCCCGAAGAAGGUGGAUGAGGUCAUUCUGAUCGGAGAGGGGCCGUUGAAGACCAGAAUCUCCGGCGACAAGUGUUUCACUCAUGGAACUCAGACCUACGACUCCGCAACUCUAAUCGUGAACGGGCGAGGGUUCAUCGCCAAGGACAUCGGCAUCGAGAACACGGCGGGGGCGGUGGGGCACCAGGCGGUGGCGGUGCGAGCGUCGGGUGACGUGGGCAUCUUCUACAACGUCCACAUGGACGGCUACCAAGACACCCUAUACCCACACAUCCAGCGCCAGCUCUUCCGCGAGUGCCGCAUCAGCGGCACGGUCGACUUCAUCUUCGGCAACGCCAUCGCCGUGUUCCAGAAGUGCGAGCUGGUGGUGCGCAAGCCCGACCCGCACCAGGCGUGCAUGGUGACGGCGCAGGGGCGCAACGAGAAGAACCUGACGGGGAUCACCAUCAUCCAGGGCUGCAAGAUCACGGCGGAGAAGGACUUCCUGGAGGCGCAGCCGCCGUUCAUGGCGUACCUGGGGCGGCCGUGGAAGACGCUGUCGAGGACAAUCAUCGCGCAGAGCACCAUCGAGGGGUUCAUCGCGCCCGAGGGGUGGUCGCCGUGGGAGGGGAGCAUCGGGUUGGAUACCAUCUUCUACGUCGAGUACAAGAACGAGGGGCCCGGGGCGGAUCAGUCGAAACGGGUCAAUUGGCCGGGUAUCAAGAAGUUGAACGACGAGGAGAUGAAGGCAUGGACUCCAAUCGUUCAUUUUGUGGAGGAUGGAUGGAUCAAAGACAGUGGAGUCCCCUUCGAUCCAGUAUACAUCUAAGAAGUUUUGAGCUCAUCACUGCAUAUUUGAUUUGUAUAUGGUUUUGGGUUUGGGGUAUAAGUUGUUGGUGGCGAUGAGCUUCGGCCCGCCCCCUUUGUUUUCUUGUUAGGAACGUUGAUAGUUAUUGAUUUUCAUAUUAUAUCCAUCUAAGUUAUACAAAAAAAUGUGAUCCAUGUAUAGAGGUAAGUACACAAUAAAUAUCACACGGAUUUGUUUGCCAGUCACAAUUUUGGCGUUUA